AUGAACGUGUGUUUCUCACCGGAGCAUUUUAUGCAGUGGACUGUCAACAAAUAACAUGGCGCCGCUCUCUACUUAACUGAACCGUACUCGAUGUUAUAAAUGGAAGGUGAAAUCUCGUGUUGGAGUUAAGAAAGGUCAUCGGAGCUGCUGGAGGCUGAACACUGAACUGCAGUGAAGUCAUGGUGCUGAAGAUCUUCUUCCCGCAGUGCUGUAACCGGGCGGACAGCGGACUGCUGGUUGGCCGCUGGAUCUCCGGCCACGACUCUGCCGUGGUGUUGGCCGUCAUCCACUAUCCGUUCAUCCCCGGACAUGUCAAAAAGUACAUCCAGCAGAUCCAGGCCCAGGGUGGGGUGGAGCUGUCGGUGCUGGGCUCAUGGAGUUUACCCAAAGACGGUCAGGAGGGUAUGGAGAGCUUUCUCAGAGACCUCAGCACCAUCUUCCCCCAGAAACGCUGGCUGCAGAUCAACCGCGAGGUGGGCAAGACCGGCUUCACCUGUCAGGUCCUCAACCAGGAUCAAAAUGGAAGAGCAGUUCAGCAGGAGACGAAGAAGAAUGAGGAGGGUGAUGAAGAAGAGCAGCAGCAGCAGCAGCAGGAGGAGGAAGAGAAGGUGAUCUUCGUCCACUACGAGCAGAGGAAGGUGAUGUUGUCGCAGCUUCACCCCAUCGAGAACGAAGUUCCCGACCCCCAAACUGAUCCACCAUCCGAGCUCAGACAGAUGUUCCAGACGGUGGCCCACAGCCAGCCUCUGUUCUUCCUGGACAAGUACGACGACGGGCCGCUGAAGUUGACACACUGGCAGUCUGAAGGUCGAGAGGCCAGCAUCAUCGUGGAGCUGCUAAAGCAGGCCUCCGUCCCGCUCUGCCUGCUCAUCAGCUGGCUGCUCUCCAUAUGGACCUGGAUCUGUAACAUCUGGAUCUUCAGUCUUUACCCGCUGCGCUUCCUGUCCAGUAAGCUGUCCACCUGUGUCCAGCUCAGCUACAGAACCGAACACAUGAGGACGCUCAGCUCAACGAAACCAGCCGCCGGACACACGCAGUUCAUGAGGAAAGCAAACAUCUUGGUGUCGUUCCUGGUGGAUGUGGCUCUCGGCAUGUUGCUCAUCUCGUGGCUCUACAGAGACAACCACAUCACCAUGUUAGCCAACACACUGGUGCCUGCAGCUGAUCAUGUGGCUAAAGAGCUGGAGGAGCUGCUGCAGUGGCUGAUGGGAGCUCCUGCGGGGCUGAAGAUGAACCGGGCCCUGGAUCAGGUUCUGGGCCGCUUCUUCCUCUACCACAUUCACCUCUGGAUCAGCUACAUCCACCUGAUGUCUCCCUUUAUCGAGGGGAUCCUAUGGUACGGAGGCCUGUCGGCCUGCCUGGGCCUGAGCUUUGCCCUCUCGCUGCUCUCUGACAUGGUCGCCCUGCUCACCUUCCACAUCUACUGCUUCUACGUCUACGGAGCCAGGCUGUACUGUCUGAAGAUCUACGGCCUCUCGUCCCUCUGGAGGCUCUUCAGAGGCAAGAAAUGGAACGUCCUGCGGCAGAGGGUGGACUCCUGCUCCUAUGACCUGGACCAGCUCUUCAUUGGAACGCUGCUGUUCACCGUCCUGCUGUUCCUGCUGCCCACCACAGCGCUCUACUACCUGGUCUUCACUCUGUUGCGGCUGGUGGUGGUGCUGUUCCAGGGCGUCCUCCACCUCAGUGUGGACUUCAUUAACUCUUUCCCUCUGUUCGCCAUGGGCCUCCGCAUCUGUCGGUCCUACAGACUGGCAGAGGGUGUAAAGUUCAGGGUGCUGUGUGAGGAGCCUGGGACGGCCCUUCACCUGCUGAUGGAGAUUAACCCUCUGAAGUGCAGCACAGUGGUUCAGACCUACCGAACCCCGACUUAUAGCUGUUACCCCAAAGACUCAUGGGCUGCCCUGGUCAAGAAACUGUUUGUUGGGGAGCUGAUUUACCCCUGGAGACACAAAACCACCAAGACUGACUGAGAGACAUCAGCCAGUAAUGUGAGAGAGAGAAAGACAAGGGAGAGAUGAGGGGACAGAGGAAAGGGAAGUGACUGAAUAAAUAAUGAGAUGGAAACAGACAGAUGGAGGAGACAUGGGGGAAACGAGGGUGAAUUUGGCACAAAGCCCUUUGAUUUACGCUGCUUUCAUGUUAGAUGAAUGAAGAACGUCACAGACAGUGUGUUGUUGUUUUUUAACAAGACUGAAGCUGCCAAGUCACUACACUUUUUAUCUGAUCAGUUGUUUUCUGAUCAGCUUGAAGAACAACAAAAAACGAGUCAGUGUUUUAGAGCACAACGAACAUGGCAAUGUCAGCCACAAACCUAAAAACCAGCAAGUAGUCACGUCCUGCUGCUGUUAUAAGAACUGUGAUCAAAAAAUGACUUCCUUUUAUUUUCAUCAUUUUAUUAAGGAAAUUAAAUUAAAUACGACUCCAUCGUUACACACAAGCAGCUGAAAGGUGAGGAGAACAGUAAUUUACUUACACCCAUGGAAACACUAAAGGACCAAAACAAUUUUUUUUAUGCGUUUGAAUUUGAGAUUUGAAAAUGACCCCACACUUUGACAUUAUUUUUAAAGGCCUACCGACCUUGUUUGUCCUCUACAUGUCAGUGAAAUCUUCACUGUUUGUAUGACCAGCAAAUGUGCACGAGUUAGUUCAUGUACUGUAGCUCAAACACUGGACUUUUAAGCUCUCAGCUCAGUGUAAUCAGCUAUGAAACACUUAACAAAUACAUGUACGUAUUAAGACGGUGUAGUCCCUCAUUCGUCCAGGAGUGUUCUAUCGUAGAAAAGGUUUCAGUCGUCAUUGUAUGUACAUGUUGCUGUAUGUUGUGUUUGGUAUGAUGCUGCUGUUCCACUGCCUUAUGGCUCUGAAAAAUAGUACAUCACUGAUCUUCCAAGAUACCACUUCCCACUGUCAUAUACAGAUUCUUAUCGCCAGUCCAGCAUACCAAAACCCAACAGUGACGUACCACUCAAUCAACAUAUGCCACUAUAACCAAAAUGGCAGCAACUUUUCAUUCUGCUUUACUCAGCACAUUCAUGCUCCCCACAGAGUAAACCCUUCCUGUUCUGGACACCCCAUGAGUUUUCCUGUAACACCACCUUUAGGACAAAAUGCCAACUUCCUUAUGCAAGAUAUCUCAUAAUAUAAGAGAUAUAUUGUCAUGAAAUAUGAUAUUUAUGCUCCCCAGAGGAUAAAAAAGGAGUCAUCAAAUCAGCGAACUGACUCAGUAUUUAGAGUAAGGUCAGUAUUUGACCUUGGAAACAGUAGUUUGGAAAACAAUCUUAACUCGAGGUCCACUCCAUAGCUUUUUUUUAAAGCCUGGGUUCACUAACAAAGGGACAGAUUUCCAGUUUAUUAACUGCACUGACCAUGUUGAUCAUUUGAACCUUUUAGAUUUUAUAUUAUUAAAUUAUUAGCAAGAGUCUACUUCAAAUGAUACUAACUGGACAAACUAAUUUUUUUUUUUUAAAACAACAUUGUUGGUUUUUUUAUCUUUUAAGAGUUUUAGUGAAAAUUAAAUGAUUUGUGUUUUUAUUUUAUGUUAAUUUGUUGCCAUAUUUCCUCCAUACACUGGACCUAUUUGACUCUGAUGAAUGAGUUUGUGUCUUAAGAGUCAGUUACAGAGGGAGAUGAACAGUCAUGCAAAGCAAAUCCUUAUAAAUCUGAUUCUGCUUGGGGUCAGUUUGUCAACAUUUGUCUUUUUAUUUAUGUGCCUAUUCAUGUCAUUUUUAAUUAAAUGUUGUCCUUAAAUUCUUUGCAACAGUCAACCUGAACCGGCUUUCCUUAAAAGAAACAGUCCUACAGAUUGGGACUUUGACACAGUCUUUGUGCUAAGCUAGGCUAAAAACAUUGUGUCCAACAUCUGUACUGGACAUGCAAAGAUGAAGCUGAUAUUCACUUUAGGCAGCAAGCAAGAUUUCCCCAAAUUUCAGACUGUUUCUUUAAUGUGAAUUAUUGCUGUUUUAUUUUACCUAAAUCUUUACCUUUACACCCUGUUCUUUAGCGUCCUUAGCACCAAUUUGUCAUUUCUAAUAGUUAAACUGGUAAAUUUGCAUUCUUAUUUUUGUUAAUCUUUUAUUUUAUCAUCCCCUGUUGAUCUGUUCUAAAUGUUCCAAUGCCAUUUAAUAAAAUUCAUACAUAUUUAAUAUA
Siniperca chuatsi (mandarin fish) is the source of this 4146-nucleotide messenger RNA. RefSeq names its product phosphatidylinositol glycan anchor biosynthesis, class Q (gene pigq). NCBI's taxonomy places the organism in Eukaryota, Metazoa, Chordata, Actinopteri, Centrarchiformes, Sinipercidae. Bases 180 to 1970 code for a protein of 596 amino acids. The transcript is spliced from 14 exons. Gene Ontology annotation, biological process: GPI anchor biosynthetic process. Gene Ontology annotation, cellular component: membrane; endoplasmic reticulum. The record is from RefSeq and is a predicted model, not a curated record.